Messenger RNA from Prorocentrum cordatum, 348 nucleotides. NCBI's taxonomy places the organism in Eukaryota, Dinophyceae, Prorocentrales, Prorocentraceae. The record is from the annotation of a GenBank genome assembly.
GUGGAGUUCGUGGUGGACAGCCAGGCAGUUGCGGGAUUGGCGAUUUCGACUACCGCCAUCACGACCACGCAGUACGAACAAGAAGUGCGCAAGAUCGGGCGGAAUUUGGGGCACAUGUACAGGCAGCGCUGCAGGUACAAAGCCAGACUGCUGGACCCUGGCUAUUGGAGGGCGCGCGAAUGGAAGAUUGACGCUGAAUUCUUGCGCAAGCACGCAAUUAGUGCACAAAGAGGUGGUGGCAUGUUGACGGUGGAGAUGGUCCAGCGCCAUGCUGUCUGGGCGGUUGCAUUGCAGUUCUUUUCGGAGGGGGGGUACGUGCUGAAAGUGGGUGGAGCUGACGGGGUGCAG